CAAGACACUUCCGGUAGAUGACUUGCAAAUAGAAAUUUGGUACUUUAUGAUUUUCUCUUACUAAGUUUAGUGAGGAUUAGCGAAGUAUUUAUUUAAGAUGCCUGACCAUUUAGGAGCAGACCAAAGAAAGGUCAAAGAUGAGAAGACAGAAGAUAAACCAAUACAAGCUCUUGAUGAAGGAGAUAUAGCACUGUUAAAAACUUAUGGUUUGGGACAGUACACAAAAUCUAUCAAAUCAUGUGAAGAAGAUAUACAGAGCAUUCUUAAAAGGGUUAAUGAAUUAUCAGGUAUUAAAGAAUCGGAUACAGGAUUAGCACCACCAGCAUUAUGGGAUUUAGCUGCUGAUAAACAAACUUUACAAAAUGAACAGCCAUUACAAGUAGCAAGAUGUACAAAGAUAAUCAAUGCUGAUACAGAUGAUCCUAAAUAUAUUAUAAAUGUAAAACAGUUUGCUAAGUUUGUGGUAGAUUUGGGUGAUCAGGUAGCUCCUACUGAUAUAGAAGAAGGCAUGAGAGUUGGAGUUGAUAGAAAUAAAUACCAGAUUCAUAUACCAUUACCACCUAAAAUAGAUCCAUCUGUUACUAUGAUGCAGGUAGAAGAAAAACCGGAUGUAACAUACAGUGAUGUUGGUGGUUGUAAAGAACAGAUAGAUAAAUUACGAGAAGUUGUAGAAGUACCUUUAUUACAUCCGGAGAAGUUUGUGAAUUUAGGUAUUGAACCACCUAAAGGUGUUUUAUUAUUUGGACCCCCUGGUACAGGAAAGACAUUAUGUGCUAGAGCUGUAGCUAAUAGAACAGAUGCCUGUUUUAUUCGUGUUAUAGGAUCAGAAUUAGUACAGAAAUAUGUGGGAGAGGGUGCUAGAAUGGUCAGAGAAUUGUUUGAAAUGGCAAGAGCCAAGAAAGCCUGUAUCAUAUUUUUUGAUGAAAUUGAUGCUAUUGGCGGUGCGAGGUUUGAUGAUGGAGCCGGUGGUGACAAUGAGGUACAGAGAACCAUGUUAGAACUUAUUAAUCAAUUAGAUGGUUUUGAUCCCCGUGGUAAUAUCAAGGUACUCAUGGCAACAAACAGACCAGAUACUCUAGAUCCAGCACUUAUGAGACCUGGUCGUCUCGAUAGAAAAAUAGAAUUUGGUUUACCAGAUUUAGAGGGAAGAUCUCACAUCUUCAAGAUCCAUGCUCGAUCUAUGAGUGUAGAAAAAGAUAUUCGUUAUGAACUGAUGGCCAGAUUAUGUCCUAAUAGUACAGGAGCCGAGAUCAGAAGUGUUUGUACAGAAGCUGGUAUGUUUGCUAUUAGAGCCAGACGAAAAAUGGCCACUGAAAAAGAUUUCCUGGAAGCUGUUAACAAAGUUAUUAAAGCCUAUGCCAAAUUUAGUUCUACACCUCGAUACAUGACCUACAAUUAAAAUAUUUUCAUUAUAAUAUUUAUACAGAAAUUUAAAUGAUGUAAAUUUAAUUGUUGGUGACGAUAUCAUUAUCUUGUUUUUGACAUUAGAGAACACAAAUUAUCGACAAUUAGAAGCAUGGACAGAUAAAAUUGUAAGGAGAAAAGAAUUUGAUUCUGUUUGUAAGUCAACAUUAAGAGUUCAUUACCUGUACAUUGUUUUCAUCAUAAGUAAACUGUUAACUCAUCA
Molecule: messenger RNA, 1627 nt
Organism: Patella vulgata (common limpet)
Lineage: Eukaryota; Metazoa; Mollusca; Gastropoda; Patellidae
Product: 26S proteasome regulatory subunit 7
Exons: 12
Coding region: 98-1399 (433 amino acids)
Biological process (GO): proteasome-mediated ubiquitin-dependent protein catabolic process
Cellular component (GO): proteasome regulatory particle, base subcomplex
Molecular function (GO): proteasome-activating activity; ATP hydrolysis activity; ATP binding
Source: RefSeq, a predicted model, not a curated record